GCAUCUCUCCGCAAACAAGCAACAGGCGGCUCGAGCAUCCAUCCAUACGUCAUUGAGAUCGGCGUGUAUUCCUAACGUCGCGCUAUGAUGAAAACAUCUCUGCUUUCACUCGGACUGAUUCAUGCGCGCGGACUGAUUGUUUCUCAGUCGAGGGGAGAAAAUAAAUAAACAAACACAGAUGGUGUUUUUAUAGACUGUAGGUUGAUCGGUGGAGAGAAUAAUCUGCAGUUGUGAGGUGUUGUGGAUGAGUGUGUGCUCCAGCCGCGGUGUGUGUGUAUGUGUGUGUGUGUGUGUGUGUGUGUGUGUGUGUGUUAUCUCUGUGCAGGUGAGAGCAGGACGGCGCGCGCUCUGCUCACGCUCAUCUUCUUCCUCUUUUAUAUAACAGACGUCUCGCGCACGAUUCGCGUCGCACGCGCAGGUGGCUCAGAUUAAAACCGGCCCUUCUGUGUGUGUGUGUGUGUGUGUGUGUGUGUGUGGGUGGAUGAACUAUGGUGGCGAGCAUGGCAAAUUACGGCGACACAAAAGAAGUAGAAGACGGAAAUGGAGACAUUCCUGCUUCAGAUCUGAAAGGCAGUCAUAUUGACAAUGAGUACAGCAGCUCAGAAAGUGCAGAAUCAUCGUCAGAAGAGAGCGCAGAUGAAGAAGAGGAGGAGGAAGAGGAAAAUGAGGGGGAUCCAGAAAAUGUGGAACCAUGUGCUGAAGGCGUCACUGACGACUCACACGCAGAGACCAGAAGAGACAUGAGAAAUGGAGACCACGUGAAGCCAUUCUGUGAAAAAUGUAACAUUCUUCAGAGACCAGUCUACCAGCUUGUCACACCAAAAGAAAUCUGUGAAAAUCGAUGGCAGUUGACACUAGAGGACGAGGGAGUGUAUGAGUGCUCGGAGACAGGGCUGGUGUUUGAGGUGUCUCAGAGGGUCCGGAUCCGCUACCGUAUCCUUUCCUGGAGCAAGUUCAGUGCUUUCCUGAGUGACUCGUGGAAGUUUGCCGGGCCCAUUUUCGAUGUGGACUGUGAUCCUUCCAUCCUCAAGUCCAUCCAGUUUCCUCAUUCACUCUGCUUGGCAGAUCAGGACAAUGAGGUGAAAUUCAGCGUCCUACAUGUGAAGAACCACCAAGGCCUCAUCGAGCCUUCAGUCGAUCACUCACGCAGUCAUAUAAAGUGGAAUGUGUCGUCUCUGUCUCCGGUGGGCCCGGUCGUACAGACGUGUAAGCCAGCCGAGCACCACGGUGUUGUCCAGGUCUAUAAGGAAGUGGGCCAGCAGGACUCGUACUCAUUCAGGGUCUACCUGGCUACCAACAAUGACUCUGACAUCGCUGACAUUAGAAGGGAGGUAAGGACCGCAAAGAAAAAGUACAUGAAGAUCGAGAAGCCGCCUCAGUGCCAGAAGCUGCUGGAGGAGAACAAGAAGUACCGUCUGAUCAGUGAGCCCCAGGGGGACAUCACACCUGAGGACAUCCAGUUCACUCUGGCUGUCGUAAAGAUGAAAGGUUACUUUGAGGCGUUCUUCGAGCAGCGUCCUCCGUUCAGGCUCUCGCUAAUUGAAGCAGAGUCAGAGCAAAGUGUAUGGUCUGCUACCAUUCGAGAAGGAGACUGUGUGGAGAAUACUGUUGAACAAAACCGUAGCCGAUCCUGCAGUCGGAAGCGAAACUCCAGCAUGUCGGACGUGGAGCUGAUCAGUAAGAGAGCUCGCUGGUGUGAUGAAUCAGACGGUGUGAGAACUAAAGAGGCAGACAUGAGCGAUAAGCAGCUGAUGCAGGUGGCCAAAUGCAUGGGAAAGGAGUGGAAAUGUGUGGCCAUCGCCUACCUGGACCUGACCAAACAGGACGUGGAGGAGAUUGAGAUGACAACUAAGGGGAGCCCGACCAUGAUGAAUUUCCACAUGCUGGAUCGCUGGAGGAGUCGGCAGCCUAAGGGAGAGGCCAGAGUCAUGCAGCUCUACGAGGCACUGAACCAGGAAGAUGUGCCCAGAGAGGUCAUCGACAGACUGGAAGAUAUGCAACGCAGUGAUUCCCCUAAAUAAGUCCUGAACUUUUUCUUGGGUGGAUGUACUUCUGGACAUUCAUCUCAGCUCUGCAUUCUGGAGCCUUCAGCUUUAAGACUGUGUAUCUCUCAGGGUCUGUCCUAUUUCAGAAUUCUUUCUCUCUUUUUUUUGGAAGUAAUUCAAAAAAAUAUAAUAGGUUCAUUUUGACAGCUAUUUGUGGAAAGCUAUUUGGUGUAUAUGAAUGCGAAAAUGCAGGCCAGUUACAUUCAUUCUCUUAGCAAGCUUAGGUGAAGGCGAGUACACAAUAAGAAUAAUAAUAUGGUGCUGCAAAUACACCAUGGGAGCUGUGCUCUAUAACUACUUGAGUGUAUAGGUUCUAUAUCCCUGUGUACUUGACUGUGUACUGUUUGCGCAAUUUUAUUUUUUCAUACAUUUCAAUUUUCUAUCAUGCUUUCUUCAUGUCUCCAUUCCAACCACUCCAAACAUUGUGCUGACUCAGAGGAAUGCUUAAUCAUGUUUACCCAUUAAGCUUUUGGAGCAUUUGGACCAAUUUAUGUUGACUGUGUAUAACAUUUGGUGGGUUUUUUCCAUUAUGGCAGCAAAAAAAGCACUGGUAGCUUAUAGAAAAUUUAGUAACACUUUCUAUGAAGGCUAUAUGGCAUUACACAAAUUGUUAUAAGUAUUUAUGACAUAAGGGCAUUACAGUUUGUAGCAUUAUUGCUUAUAGCACAUUAUAUCACCAUUAUAUCUUCUCAUAAUGCAAAGUUGGGCUCAGUGAUAUAAUGUGUUGUGAACUUAUAAUGCAUCAAUGCAUCUUUCAUAAUGUAAAAUAACAAUUCAUAAUGUAAAAUAAAGAUAUCUAUAAAGUGUAGUGCAUUUUCCUAAAUAAGUAUAACAAUAUGCAUACUGCCUUAUAAAUGCAUUAUAACAUGAUAUGAAUAUUUUCGUAGUUUAUCAUUGAUAUGACCUUCACAGAAAGUUUUACCGAAUUUUUUUCUUUUCUUUUUUUUCAUUUCUAUGUACUGUAAAUAGUAUCUGUCUAUUUUUUUAGGUCUGUUUAUGAAUUUGCUAGUGUAUAUUUUCAUUCUUUUUCUUAUUCUUUUUUUUUUUUAAAUAUGUAAAAUAGAGUCCAUAGAGUGGUUACUGCUGUGCAGUCUGAUGUUAUUUGAUCUCAGAUGAGGAGAAUCGCAGAUCAGAUUUCAUCACACUCAUCACAUGUUUUUUGCAACAUGUAAGCCAAAGGUGGUAGAAUGUAUGUCUCUAUAUUAGGGCUUAUAAUUCAUUCAUUCAUUCGUCUUCAGUAAGCGCUUUAUCCAGGUCAGGGUUGUGGUGAUUCUGGAGACUAUACCGGGAACUCUGGGUGUGAAGCGGGAAUACGGACCAGACGGGACGCCAGUUCAUCGCAGGGCAUCAUGCACACAUUUACACAUGAACUCACACCUAGGGGCAAUUUAGCAAAGCCAGUCCACCUACUGGCAUGUUUUUGGGUGUUGGGAGGAAACCGGAGAACCCGGGAGAAACCCACACAGACACGGGGAGAAAAUGUGAAACUGCACACAGACAGCAACCCGAGCUCAGGAUCUAACAGGGACUCUGGAGCUGUAAGGCAGCAACGCUAAAGGCUUUUAAUAAUAUGUUUGUUUGUUUGUUUUUUCAAAGUCACUAUACCAAGAAUCAUGGUCUCAGUGUACAGUUAUUCAAGGAAACUCAUUCUCAGCAUCCUGACACUAGGUUAAACCAGAAAAAAGGGAACCAGAAGCACAUUUAAAAGCCAUUGCUGUGUUCAAAAUGGUAUAAUUGUACUGUAGAGUAGUAUGUCCUGAAAUAUUCAUUAUACAGUACAUACUAUUCCUCAUAAUAGUAUACAGUAUGCAAGAAUUAUUUUGUACACCACACAGUGAUGUAGCUACCUGCUUGUCGAAUUCCCUAGUGUUCUGUUCUGCCAAGAAAGCUAGCGUGAGAGCUAGCUAUAAAGUAAAGAGGUUUUGAGGGAAAAAAGUGAAUAGCCACAACACUAAUAAUAUUAACUAUAGGACUAACAAGUUAUUUAGCUGCUGUUAACAGACGCCAGUACAUUAGCUACAGUACAGUUUUCAGUUACCUGCAACAUGUGGAGAAAAACAAAUCAUAACGUAAUCAUGGUGCUUGGAUGUAUAAUUGCAUCUACUGCUGCUUUCUUCACCACAGUUUUUAGCAAAUAGCGCUGGCUGCAUUAGUAGUACGUCAUCUAGGCAUCUUUAGGACUAUUAAUUAUUUAAUGCUUUUUUGUAUUAGAUAUUGCAUUUGGAUUCAGUAAAUAAAUGCAUAGAAUGCCAUUUCGAACACAGUCCAUGGCUUAGCACUGUAUUACAGAUGUAUAAUUCCCUGCAAAUUUAAGACAAAUACCAUAGUAUAGUUAAGUAAAAAUAGUAAUAAUCAUGGGGUGUGUUCUGGGUGUUUAGGUUCGAGCUGACGGGAAAAUAUGAAGCAGUCAGGGUGGUUCUGUAACAUUUUUCAGAACAUGAAUAUCCACAUACACAGCAAUUAGGAGGCAUUAGUGGAUUCAGUUUACAUGCAAGGAACGAAAUUGGGGGCAUGCUGUCAUUGGAAAAUAACGAAUGACAGGGUGGUGUGAAGUUGAUUAUUUUCCUAUAACAGCAUGUCCCAAAGUGUUUUAUUCUUAUAUCUUAUAUAUUCAUAUACUGCAGCAGUCCUUUGGAAUGUCUGCAAAAGAGGUAACCUCUCCAAUCAGAUUGGAGAAUUCAACAGAGCUGAGGUGGAAUAUUCAUUAGGUAUAUGAAUACCUAAAUACCUGAAAACAGGACUCAUAAACAUCGCUUACGUUAUAACCGGACAAACCAAAAAGCCCUCCAUCCUUGAUACUUUCCCGGGUCGGAAAAGUUACAGCUUUACUUCUGACUGUCACACUGACACUGGAGAGACUGCUUCAAAAAAAAAUGCUAAAAAAAAAAAAAUUCAGAACGUCAGAACUUCACUCUUUUUCGUUCCUUGGUGGGCUGAGUAGUGGUUAGCAAGACAAGUCUACAUAAAUCCUUUGACUGUUUAAUAUUUUAAGACCAUAGAAUGAUAAGGUUCUAUCUGACAAUACUGUGAUUUUAAGAUCUUGAGCCAUAAAGGUUUGAACUUUCAUAAGGUCAGUGUAGAUACAACUUUUCAACUUUUUAUAAUUUUAUGCAUUUAACAAAUACUUUGCGCUAAAUCAUUCAUGCAAACAACAUAUAACUCAUUUGUUUGUCAAAAAAGUCAGACAGAACCUUCAAAUUCAAAAGUCUGUAAAAUGAAGUUUGUCAUCUUUCAUUAGCUUUUAUAGUUUUUCAUUUAGAUAUUGCUGUAUCUACCAUAAAACACAAAUGACUGAAUAAAAGUAUGACUGUUAAAACAUGA
Messenger RNA from Pangasianodon hypophthalmus (striped catfish), 5366 nucleotides. RefSeq names its product NACHT, LRR and PYD domains-containing protein 1a allele 5. The record is from RefSeq and is a predicted model, not a curated record. The coding region runs from base 489 to 2021 and encodes 510 amino acids. The transcript has 16 exons. Gene Ontology annotation, cellular component: THO complex part of transcription export complex. Gene Ontology annotation, biological process: mRNA export from nucleus; regulation of DNA-templated transcription elongation. Lineage: Eukaryota; Metazoa; Chordata; Actinopteri; Siluriformes; Pangasiidae.